AUGGUUAUGAUGUUUCUUUUUCUCAUUUUAGUAACCCAUGUGUCAGAAGCAUACAAUAAUUGCCCUAAAUGUGGCAGCAUUGAUGUUCCAUACCCUCUUAGCACUGAUGACAACUGUGGAGACCCUAGGUAUAAAGUCUAUUGCAACAAUGGCAUUCUUGAGUUCUUGUCAGCUAGAGGGUUUUACUACAAGAUCCUCAGUAUUAAUCCAAGUGCUUAUAAGCUCAUUAUAAGCCCACCCCCAAUACAGAAAGACACGUGUUAUUCUUCUGAUCUCAAUUCAGGAGGGUUAAAGCUUGAUGAGAACUUGCCCUUCAACAUAUCAACUCAUAACACUGUCAUGUUGUUUAAUUGCUCUGAACGCAUUAUUCGGUCGCCUCUGAAUUGUUCUUCAAUCAGCUUUUGUAGGCAGUUUGAGAACAAUGUGGAGGAGGGACUUGGGUGUAAGAAUACCCUUUGCUGCCAUUACUUGAAAGAUUCUGCCAUGACUUCGCAUAUGAUUAGGCUCAGGGUUGGAGGGUGCACUGCUUAUACUUCAAUGGUGGAUAUGAAGCUUGGAUCUUUUUUUGAUUCAUGGACCUACGGUAUUGAGCUGCAAUGGGUGCCCCCCAAUUGA
Molecule: messenger RNA, 615 nt
Organism: Quercus lobata
Lineage: Eukaryota; Viridiplantae; Streptophyta; Magnoliopsida; Fagales; Fagaceae
Product: wall-associated receptor kinase-like 20
Exons: 1
Coding region: 1-615 (204 amino acids)
Molecular function (GO): polysaccharide binding
Source: RefSeq, a predicted model, not a curated record